UCACCAUUCAGCUCUUUUUAAACUGACGAUCGCCUUGCUUUCCAGCAGAACAACACACCAACACUCCAACAACAGCAAUUGGAAACCCGCGCGGCUAUCAAGAACAUCGACAGAACCCCUCGCAUCUUCAACCACAAUCGCAAAGGAUAGAGUGCAACAAAUAUCCCACCACCUCUCACCAACAUCAUCAUCAACCAUGACGACCGAGCAAUCAGCACCGGAGACCGUGCCCGAUCAAAAAAAGAUUGCUAAACUGGAUGAGCCCGUCCCAGACACAUUCAAUCAGCUCCUACCUCUCCCAGAAGGCUGGAAGAAGGAUAACAAGCACCCCAAAUUUCAGCACUGCCAACCUCCCAAACCACCCGUGUAUCCCAAAGGCAUGCAGUCCGUCUUCCUUGCCGGCAGCAUUGAAAUGGGAAAGGCCAUCCAGUGGCAAGAGCGCCUGGUCGAACACCUCCAGCACCUUCCGCUGACCGUCUGCAACCCGCGGCGCGGGUCGUGGACGAUAGACGGGACUCCAGCAGAAAUGAAGAAGGCCUUUGACGAGCAGGUCAAAUGGGAGCUCGAAGCCCUCGAGAACUGCGACGUCAUCUGCUUCUUCUUCGAUCACGCUACCAUCAGCCCGGUGACCCUCGUGGAACUCGGCCUCUGGGCCAAGAGCGGAAAGGUCGUCGUCUGCUGCUCCAAGAAGUACUGGCGCGCAUCGAACGUGCACUUCGUUUGCGACAGGUACAAAGUCCCUAUCACCGACACCUUCGAGAACCUAUUGCCCCUUGUCAAGCACAAGCUGCAGGAGAAGGGGAUGAAGUUCCCCGAUAGCGAGGACGUCAGAAUCCCGCCCACGGUCUCUGAUCUGAGUGCGCAGCCCACGAAGUGGAAGUUCGAGCGCGACGAGUGAGGUGCAGACGAGAUGGGUAUCGUGCGUGCAUGACUUAUGGCGUUGGCGGCGUUCUUUGGGGACUUUUUCUCAUUGAUCCUACUUGUUGCAUUGGGAGGGGGAGUCUUUGUUUGAUUCCCAAUUUUCCUUUGUUAUAGCAUCAUCACAUGUUGGCCUCCUUUCUCUUGGUGGAUCGCAUACGGUUACGACUCAAUCAUCUUUCAUGAUCUUCGUGCAUGUCUAUAUGGGGGGCAUAACUAGCAUUUUCAUCUGUGUGAUGGAGCGGGUUUUUGCGGACAUCGUGAAGCAUGUAACUGGCGGUGUUUCUACAUACUACAAUUCAAACGUUUCUCAUUAAAACUUGGGUC
Messenger RNA from Aaosphaeria arxii CBS 175.79, 1245 nucleotides. RefSeq lists its product as uncharacterized. Lineage: Eukaryota; Fungi; Ascomycota; Dothideomycetes; Pleosporales. The transcript has a single exon. The record is from RefSeq and is a predicted model, not a curated record. The coding region runs from base 197 to 898 and encodes 233 amino acids.